AUGAAUCUGUUGAAUACCAAGAUAUCAAACCCUCUCGCUCUGCCUCUUCGAUUUCAGUAUAAUCAAAACAUUACCAAGACUAUCAGAUCAAUUCACAUGGGCUGUAAUCCCAAAGCAGUUGAUGCCACAGAGACCCUGCUCCUACCAACCGAGAUCAAUGAGAUUCUCCAUGGACAGUGGGUCGAAGGGCUCGCAGAGCAAAGGCUCAGAGCAGGCGCAUCAAGCGUGUUCUGUUUUGCGUCUGACGACGAUGUUUUGAAUACAGCUGUCAUUGCCAUUGCCAAAGAUCUCAAAACUGGUGUUGUUGGCUUUAGCGAAUACAAGAAAAAUACCACAAAGAACAAACAAGACGAUGCUGCAGUUGGUAAAUAG
This is a messenger RNA of Mucor velutinosus, 372 nucleotides long. RefSeq lists its product as uncharacterized. The coding region runs from base 1 to 372 and encodes 123 amino acids. NCBI's taxonomy places the organism in Eukaryota, Fungi, Mucoromycota, Mucoromycetes, Mucorales, Mucoraceae. The record is from RefSeq and is a predicted model, not a curated record. The transcript has 2 exons.